AUGGACAGUGGUUGCACCAACACCACCAUUUGUAAUGGUGAACUCAUGCAUGGACUACGUCAAGAUGAGAAAGAGCUUGAUAUGCACACUAACGUGGGCAGCAGAGUUCUUGAUGAAGAAGGGUGUCUAGGACAAUUUCCGCCUCCAGUCUAUUUUGAUGAAGACGGAAUUGCCAAUGUACUUGCUAUGCGCGAGAUGAUUGCUGCGGGAUACCGCAUUACCAUGGAUACUGAUGUUGACAAUACCUUUGUUGUGCAUUGCGAUGAAGACAGACAGAUGCGAUUUGUGAAUCGUAAGGGUGUAUAUGUGUUGGAGCAACUUGGAGUGGAUGUCAAACCAGGUGCCAAAGAGACAAGUGCGAUGUAUCGUCGCCAGUUAAGCAACAUAAACAAUCAACCCCAUUUUGAACUUUCUUCAAACAAACAGAAUGGAUAUGCUGGACUCGGAAUGACCUCAAAGAUGGCAACUGUUCAAAAGAACAAGGAAGGAUCUACUCCAAGACAAGUCAAGGCUGCGAUGGAAGCAAGAAGUGCAAUGCACAUACUCAAUGCUCCAAGCACUAAGAGUCUGAAGUAUGCAAUCCGAUUGGUAUUCCCCAACAAUCCCAGUACCUUCCCGCAAAACUGUCCUCAACAAAUCACUUGA
This is a messenger RNA of Cylindrotheca closterium, 645 nucleotides long. The record is from the annotation of a GenBank genome assembly. Lineage: Eukaryota; Bacillariophyta; Bacillariophyceae; Bacillariales; Bacillariaceae.